GGAUUAUCAUCAAUUUGUUAUUUGACUUUGAGCUUAAAAAAUUUUUUAUUUUUUGACAAUUUACAAAAUGGGUCGACUUUGUGUUAUUUGUGACAAAGAACGGGCAAUAAUAAAAAGACCAAAAACAGGUCAAAAACUUUGUAAAGAAUGUUUUUAUUAUGUAUUUGAAACGGAAAUUCAUAACGCGAUUAUAGACAAUAAAUUAUUUAAGAAAGGUGAUAGGAUCGCUAUUGCUGCAUCUGGAGGAAAAGAUUCAACGGUAUUAGCUCAUGUUAUGAAACUUUUAAAUGAGAGAUAUCAAUAUGGAUUAGAACUUUUUCUUUUAUCUGUUGAUGAAGGAAUAACAGGUUACAGAGAUGAUUCGUUAGAGACUGUAAAGAGAAAUCAACAACAAUAUGAAUUACCCCUCAAGAUCAUUUCAUAUAGUGAAUUAUAUGGAUGGAGUAUGGAUCAAAUUGUAAAAGAAGUUGGAUUAAAAAAUAACUGUACUUUUUGUGGUGUAUUCAGACGUCAAGCAUUAGAUAGAGGAGCUGUGAUACUUAAUGUUGACCAUAUAGUAACAGGGCACAAUGCGGAUGAUAUUGCCGAAACAGUUUUAAUGAAUAUCUUGAGAGGCGAUAUAGCAAGACUUCAAAGAUGUACAGAGAUAUGUACGACUGGUGAUGGAUGUAUACGAAGAUCAAAACCGUUCAAAUACACUUACGAGAAAGAAAUCGUCAUGUAUGCAUAUUUUAAGAAGCUUGAUUAUUUUUCGACGGAAUGCAUAUAUUCACCUAAUUCAUAUAGAGGUCAUGCUAGAACGUUUCUAAAGGAUUUAGAAUCUGUUCGACCCAGUGCUAUUAUUGAUAUAAUACAUUCAGGUGAAGCAUUUGAAAUCAAGAAAGAAGUAAAAUUACCUACACAAGGAGUAUGUAAGAGAUGUGGAUAUAUGUCAAGUAAUGAACUAUGUAAAGCGUGUGUAUUAUUAGAAGGAUUAAAUAGAGGUUUACCAAAGUAAGUCAAUAAAUACAGUCAGAUCUCGAUAUACUGAUAUUCUACAUUAAAAACGAUAUAUAACGAUAAAAUUUUACUUUCCCGCUAUAUGAGAAUAUCGGUAUAAUUUGAUAUAACGAUAUUUUUCAAUGAUUUUCAU
Messenger RNA from Rhizophagus irregularis DAOM 181602=DAOM 197198, 1132 nucleotides. Its product is annotated as nucleotidyltransferase. Gene Ontology annotation, molecular function: tRNA binding. Gene Ontology annotation, biological process: tRNA wobble position uridine thiolation. The record is from RefSeq and is a predicted model, not a curated record. Gene Ontology annotation, cellular component: cytosolic tRNA wobble base thiouridylase complex; mitochondrion. Lineage: Eukaryota; Fungi; Glomeromycota; Glomeromycetes; Glomerales; Glomeraceae.